AUGGAUAGUUUGGCGUCAAUUAGCCCCCAGGACAGCGGAAAAGAGACGAAAAGCGAUCUUGCCAAGAGAAAUGACGCUGUAGAAGGCCCAAAAGAUGAGAUAGCACAGCUUCUAAACAAAGCGCUUCCUAUUGACAACAACGAAGAGAUGAGACGUGAACCUGAGAUAGUGACACUAUAUGAGCUGCUUGAUGUUGCUCCCCAUGGUAGAAAGCUAAAAAAUGAUCUCUUUUCAACCUUUCAUGGCAAUACAAGUGUAUUCCAGCAUUAUGGUAAAAGCUCCAUUAAUAGGCACUUGGUGGACACUGUAGACAGUUGGAUUGUUGAGAAAGAGGAGUUGGCGGGCGAAACAGGUGGAUUGCGUGCGGCAUCGCGUGGAGAGUAUUCCUCUGCCAUUUUUUCAUGGAGCUCAGCCAAUAAGGACAAGAAGAAACUGAGCUCAUCGCAAGGCAAGGGACACACCUCUUCUAGCGGAGACCAUGGACCGCGCCUUUCUUUGAACCAAGCACUCCAAAAACAAGCUAACGCGGGUAUAAGCGAGUUUCUCACGCAACGACGAGUUCAGGAACGCUCGCGAGAAAUCGAAAAGCUCGCCAGCACUAAAACCGUGUCCAUCACCCCCAGCUCUUUCAAAGUCGACCCGUUGCUAAAGUUCGAAGCCCACGCAUUGCCGAAACAGAAGAAACAAGACGCAGCGAAGCGCCAACGCCAACAGCAGAAGAAGAAAAACAGACUAAGCAACUUGUUUUUUUGGAAGGGUUCGUCGACCAGCGAAAAGUCCCACCACGAGCCGAAAUCGCCAACACCGUUGAAACCUGCACCCGAACCGAUUGAAAUACAUGCGAAUCCUGUUGAAAACUACAGUCCCACCCACCAACAUGACCAGUUGUCGUUUGAAGCUUCCAUGUGCGAAUCGUUUGGCGACAAUAACUCUGCAUUUGGCGAAUUUGAGUCAGCAUGCGCGUCACCACCAGUAAUAGAGGCCACUGAAGCAAAAUCACCGAUCGAGGCCGGUCCUCGUGGCUCAAACACCUUUGUGAUGGACUCAUUCACGCCGCUCCGGCCAAAGAAGAAAUGCUAA
This is a messenger RNA of Lachancea meyersii CBS 8951, 1080 nucleotides long. NCBI's taxonomy places the organism in Eukaryota, Fungi, Ascomycota, Saccharomycetes, Saccharomycetales, Saccharomycetaceae. The record is from the annotation of a GenBank genome assembly.